Messenger RNA from Eucalyptus grandis, 1697 nucleotides. RefSeq names its product protein NDL1. The transcript is spliced from 11 exons. The record is from RefSeq and is a predicted model, not a curated record. NCBI's taxonomy places the organism in Eukaryota, Viridiplantae, Streptophyta, Magnoliopsida, Myrtales, Myrtaceae. The coding region runs from base 340 to 1389 and encodes 349 amino acids.
GAAAAGGAGACGACAGUUGAAAACUCAGGAGGGUGGGUGGCGGGUGCUGUAAUUUCGGUCAGCAUCGAGGUCAAAUUGAGCGUCGGUGGAGGAAGGGACGCACGGAAUCGCGGGUUAAAUUCUCUGCAGCAUCUCUGGAGAGAGGAGAGAGGAGAGAGAGAGAGAGAGAGAGAGAGAUGGAGGGUGCAUAAAGUCGUUGAAGAGAAGGCGAAAAUUUUUCUUUGGAGGAGAACACUUUGUACCCAGAGAGAGGGAGAGGGAGAGGGAGAGAGAUUCGUUGGUGGGUUCUUGGGGGUUGAACAGGAACAGAAAGGAGCGAGCGAGGGGCCUCCCGGGGUCAUGGGAGGGUCGAACGAAUCCGUCUCCGUCGAUGCAGAGAAGAUCCAUCUCGGUGGAAAGGAACAUCUUAUUCGAACUGUUUCCGGUUCAGUCAAUGUUAUAGUAUAUGGAGAUCCAGAUAAGCCAGCAUUAAUCACCUAUCCAGAUUUAGCUCUUAAUUAUAUGUCCUGUUUCCAAGGAUUGUUCUUUUGUCCUGAAGCAGCUUCUUUGCUUCUCCACAACUUUUGUAUCUAUCACAUAAGCCCUCCUGGACAUGAGUUGGGAGCCGCUACAAUUUGUCCAGAUGAUCCUGUACCUUCUCUCGAUGGUUUAGCUGAUCAGAUUAUCGAGAUCCUAAAUUAUUUUAGGCUCGGUGCAGUUAUGUGCAUGGGGGUCACUGCUGGUGCUUACAUCCUCACCUUAUUUGCCAUGAAAUAUAGGGAGCGUGUUCUUGGGCUAAUAUUAGUAUCACCUUUAUGCAGAGCUCCUUCUUGGAGUGAAUGGUUCUACAAUAAGGUUAUGACAAACAUGCUAUAUUAUUACGGCAUGUGUGGAUUGGUGACGGAGUACUUGCUCCAGCGGUAUUUCAGCAAGGAAGUUCGAGGUAGCAGUGAAGUUCCAGAAUCAGACAUAGUUAGAGCUUGUAGAAAAUUGCUUGAUGAAAGGCAAAGUGCAAAUGUUACGAGGUUUCUGGAGGCAAUUAACAGAAGACGUGAUAUUACUGGUGGAUUGAAGAGACUGAAAUGCCGAACACUGAUAUUUGUGGGCGAGCAUUCUACUUUUCACUCGGAGGCUAUCCAUUUGAUGUCAAAGCUGGAUAGGAGAUACAGUGCCCUAGUGGAGGUCCAGGCUUGUGGAUCGAUGGUGACAGAAGAGCAGCCACAUGCAAUGCUGAUCCCCAUGGAGUACUUCCUCAUGGGGUACGGAUUGUACAGGCCGUGCCACUUCAAUGACAGCCCGAGGAGCCCUCUAAGCCCGUCUUGCAUCUCUCCCGAGCUCCUCUCUCCCGAGAGCAUGGGCUUGAAGCUCAAACCGAUAAAGACUCGGGUCGCUCUAGAGGACUCGGAUUGAAUCGACUGGGGUAGGAUCAGAUCAAAGUUAGAGUUUCUUUUCUUCUUUUUUCUUUCAAUCAUCACUCGCUCGGUAUUUGUUUCUUUGAUUUUUGAUUGAUUCGGGGUGGGGAGGAAGGGUACAAAGUUCAGUUGGGAAGGGAGAGGGCAAUGUAGAUAGUGGUGGAGGAGGUUUAGGGCAAAACACACAAUUCAUUCAUUUGUAGAGUCAAUCAUAAGGAACAUGAGCAUUGAGCUGUCUAAAUUAUUCAGAACUUUCAUAUUCAUUUACGACAACAAGCAAUAAAUUAUAGAAUGGAUCUCUCUCUC